Musca domestica (house fly) is the source of this 5978-nucleotide messenger RNA. Its product is annotated as serine/threonine-protein kinase 32A. Gene Ontology annotation, molecular function: ATP binding; G protein-coupled receptor kinase activity; G protein-coupled receptor binding. The record is from RefSeq and is a predicted model, not a curated record. NCBI's taxonomy places the organism in Eukaryota, Metazoa, Arthropoda, Insecta, Diptera, Muscidae. The transcript is spliced from 10 exons. Bases 1583 to 3028 code for a protein of 481 amino acids. Gene Ontology annotation, biological process: G protein-coupled receptor signaling pathway; protein phosphorylation; regulation of signal transduction.
AUAUAUUAGAAAUACUCAUUUCAGCCACACUGUGUAAACACAGACAUCUCAAAGCAGGCGCAUAUUUGAGGGAAUCGUCUGACGCCGGUUAAUAACAUUGCCAGCUAUCAAAUAUCCCGGCUGGUCGUAGGAAAUAUGACGCCAAAUGUGUGAUGUUUCUCUUGUCAGUCGCGUGCAUGUCCUCGUCCUCGUUAUUAUUGUUGUUAUGAACGUCGUAGAAAUGAAAACACAACAAACCACAAGAAACGUACUUCACUUCCUGUCCUAGUCAAACAACCAGUCAUCCGAGCGGAUAUGUAUUGGCAAGUUGAGGGUGUGUUUGUGUGCGUGUGUACGUGCUACAUGGAGGUGCCUCUGCACAUAGGAGCUCUUCUAUGAUUUUUUUUCAGAUUCAAAGUGCAAAUAAAACAAGUGUUCUAGAGUUCAAUUAAGUGAGUGAGUGUGUGUGUUGAUUUCUAUGACGAGAUUGCUAUUUGUUCUAAGUACAUACAUACAUAUACUAUGCCGAUUGUGUACGUACGUACGUAUGUUCCUAAAUAUUUGUGUACAUAAGCUCGCCCCUAAACCAUGCAUGCAUGAGUGAUUACAGUGGCAUAGCUCAUGAUAUUGUUUUAACAAAUCAAUCAAAGGAAUGUCAAUAAAAUGUCAGAAGAAAUUCACUGAAAAUUCUUUGAAUAUUAAUCAUCGCCCACAACGAAAAUCUCAAAGGAAUAAUUUAUCAUUCAAAUCUAAUCCAGCGGAAAAACAAACGCACCGAGUGAGGCCAUAAAACUGUCACGACAACAUCUGUGUUAAUGAAUGGAAAAAGAAGGCGCCUUUUAAACACUUACAAAUCGUGUUUUGUGAAUGGCAACCAACUGUUGAACGGGAUACAGCGGAAUGGAAUGAAUGCUGAAUGCAAAGCAACUACAGCAAUAGCGACAGGACAUUUUGCUUCCGUUUGCCGACAAACGUGCUUCCACCACAAAAAGCGCUCGGGCCCGCAGGAGAAGAUUGCAUAAACGGCGAUUGUGGUUGUAUUCGUUGUUGCAUUUAAUCCCUUUUAGAAGAUAGUCACCAUGAAUGUCACUGAGCUCAAGUGUUGGGAUUAUUGUUUUUGAGUUCCGUUUCCGCCCUCAGUCCUAGCACAUCGUGUCGGCAAUGAAUUGUGUUUAUACGUGGCCACAAGUUUUUCGCAGUGUUGAACGGCAGCGGCAACAGCACACAAGUGCCUACGUCUGUAUGUAAAUCGCGAAAAGCUAAACUGUGCUUUAAUCUGUGAAUAGAAAACGACAACAACGACAACGGCAGCGACAAGAGAGGAGGACAUCAGCUAUUCACUUUUGCAUAAAAAGCUAAAUCAAAUGAAAUUAUUGAAUACAAAGAGAAACGAGCAAAUAUCAAAAACCUCCGAUACCAACAACAACUACAACGACAUCGUAGAAAAUUGUUUCCUUGAGCCAAACAUCUGUCACGGCUAUUCAGCCAUCAAUGACAUGCCAAACAAUCUAAUAAGGAUUUCAUUAUCCUCUAAAGCGUUUCAAUAGAAUUGCGCUGUUUUGAGCUGAACACCAUCGUUGGUACGUUGGGCGCCAUAUGCAGCAUGGGGGCAGCAAAUUCAUCAAAUCGUUCAGAUAAUAGUCUUUAUAAUGAUGAUGAUGUUAAUUUCGAUCACUUCCAAAUCUUGCGUGCCAUUGGCAAAGGAAGCUUUGGUAAGGUCUGCAUUGUACAGAAACGUGACAGCGGCGUAUUGUAUGCCAUGAAAUACGUCAGCCGUUCAGCAUGCGAAAGCCGUGGUGCCUUGGGUGGCGUACUCAAAGAAGUCGAGUUGCUUUCCUCCUUGGAACAUCCUUUUCUGGUGAAUUUAUGGUUUUCCUUUCAAGAUGAAGAGGAUUUAUUUAUGGUUUGCGACCUGCUGACAGGCGGUGAUUUAAGAUAUCAUCUACAAAACAGAGUGGAGUUCUCUGAAGAAUCUGUUGCCUUAUUCGUGUGUGAACUUGGAAGUGCUUUAGACUAUUUGCAACUGCAACGUGUCGUUCACAGAGAUGUUAAACCGGAUAACAUUUUAUUAGAUGGUGCUGGUCAUGCACAUUUGACUGAUUUUAACAUUGCAACAAGACUGGCCAAGGAUGCUCUGGCAUGCAGCAUGUCCGGCACAAAACCCUACAUGGCACCCGAAGUAUUUAUGUGUGCCCUGGACGAAGUGGCUGGCUACACAUAUCCUGUCGAUUGGUGGUCUCUGGGUGUUGUGGCAUACGAGAUGCGUGCCAACAUACGACCAUUUUCGGUACACUCAAAUACGGCGCUGGUGGAUGUCAAGCACAUACUAAGUUCGCCCGUACAUUAUCCACGCUAUUGGAGUCCUGAUUUUGUGGAUUUAUUAACGAAGUUGCUUUGCGUGCAUCCGGGCGGUCGCAUAAGUUCCCAGCAAGAACUGCAACAAACUCCACUGCUGAGACAUAUCGAUUUCAAGGAAGUUCUGGAGAAAAGGACGAAACCUCCCUUCAAACCCCCCGAAGACCAUCUUAAUUGUGAUCCCUGCCUUGAACUCGAGGAAAUGAUUGUUGAAACCCGCCCCCUACACAAAAAGAAGAAACGGCUCGCCAAACAACGGUCAGCGCAGCGUGACAGUGAUCCGGAAACGGCACUGGUCAAGGAAUUCAUAGUCUACAAUCGUUUUAAGGAACUCAAACGCAAGGACAUGGAAAAGAAGGAACGCGAAUGGGAACGUGAACUGGAGGAGGCCAUGGCGAAUUCUGUGGUAACGACAUUGGCACCCAUAAUGGAAAAACCUUCCGAAAAUUUAACUGUGUCUUCCACGCUGCAUGAAAACACACCAAACGAUUCGAUGACAAAUACGAAUAUGGUUCGACAAUCGUCAAAGAAAUCGACAACAAUGACAACGCUUAGUUCCAGUUUACAAAUGUGCUCCAAUUGUCAGAGAUCUGAUUCGAGAAAAUCUAAGAAUACCGAAAGUUUAGAAUUUAUAGAUCGUUCUCCCUCACCAAAUACCCUCGCUGGUGGUGGCGGUGGUGGUGAUAGUACGUAGUAAAACAUAUGGAACAUAUGGAAAUCAAAUUGAUUUAAGAUCGAAAACGAAGCUCUUCUACCUACGGAAAAAAAUUGAAAAAACAUUUAAAUAUUGUGAAUCCAAGUAAGGUAUUCCAUUCAUAGAAUCGCGAAAAGCUAUUUGACUAUCUAAUGUCCAUGGAAAGAGUACCAAUGAUAAAGACCUAGCAAACGUAAUGUUAUAAAUGGAUCAAAUAGCUUCUGAAAUUAAUUGCAUUCCAUAUUUUAGCCGAAGAACUCUUAAUAACAGUCUUCUAUCUGCUGGAGAACUGAGUAAUAUUUUUCUGUCCUUGAUCACCUAUAGAGGGGGUUCAAUCUACUGAAAACAUUCAGUAUAUAAUGGACUUUGAGAAGUUUUAAAAGUCCAAUUCUAUUUAUAAAAUCUUUUAUCUAUGCAAAUACUUGAAAAAUUCUUAAAGCUUCUUCGAGAUACAUAAACAUCGAUUUUUCUUAACAGAAUUUUUAAAUUUUUUCCCGAUCCUUAUAGCUAUAUGUGUUGCAUUUUCGACUUUCACCUACACCCUCACAUGUACAAACAAUCUCAGGAGGUUUUCACAGCUAAAAACGGAUUUUCUAUAUUGGAAACGUUUGAAAACUAAGAGUUACGCAGUAAAUUUUUUCCAAGGCCUUUCAGCUAUUUGUGUUUGUGCUUCUUUUUGAAGAUUUGAAUGGGAUUGUUCUGCCUAUCCGGUUGUAGUUUCAAAACCACGUUCUAAAAUUCAGUUUAAUCCCUAGGAUACGAACUUGGAUCUGCUAAAGUAUGUUGGAUGCGUUUAGCGGGUCUGUUGGAUAUAUGCAGUCGGUGUGUACCGAACACUGAACAGAUUUUAUGCACAUCUCCAUCGAUCGGCACCCAAUGGUGUAAAAUAGGUUGCACCGUCUUGAAAGUAGUUAUGUAAAGAGUACCCGGGUUUGUCUAUGAAGCCAAAACUCUUCAUCAAGAGCCGAUUGAGGGUUAACUAUGGUAGACUAGUUGAUUUAGGAACCCUUUAAAUUAUUGGAACCUAAUAUUAUCUUUAAUAUUAUUGGAACCUACUCUCUUGAUCACGUAGUUCCUUUCUGACACGAACACUGAACAGAUCCUAUGCCUAUCUCCAUCGAUCAGCAUCCAAUGGUGUAAAGAAGAUUGCACCGUCCUGAAAGUAGUUGUGUAGAGAGUACCCCGGUUUGUCUAUGAAGCCGAAACUCUUCAUCAAGAGCAGAUUAAGGGUGAACUAUGAUAGACUUGUUGAUUUAGGAGUUCUCUCUUUAAUAUAAUUGGAACCUACUCUCUUAGUCACGCAGAUCCUUUCUGACAAUCUUGGGUGUGAGAUUUCUAUCGAACAUGAGAUGUAUAUUAGCAUAGGGCAGUAAUAUUUCCGUGCAUUAUAUUUUUCGUAGAUGUUAAAUAAUAUGCAACUAUGGCAAUAAAAUCCUCUUGUUGGAUAUUAGUGACACAUCAAUAAAGCCCACAACGACGCAAAAAAUCCAAAAUUAAGGUCCUUUCAGCAAAAAUUUAAAUUUUGUAUUAAUUAAUUUUACGAACUUUUUUCGGAUCUUUCUCUUAGGCUCUUGAUGUAGAUUUAGUUUAAUUUCCAAAAUCCAAGGAAUUUGUAAAAAACUUCACCCACAGUUUUCAUAUAUACCAAAUAGCCAAUAUAAAUCCAAAUGACCUGCAUUUUGAUACAUCCAACCGAAUUCAGUCUACAAGCAAGUACAUACAAUUUGGAGAACAUUUUUUCAUAUAUUGCUAUAGCUUCCAUAUAUAUGUUUCAUCUGAUUUGGAGUUUUAAGUCCGUCACAUACGUAAUAUGCACUCCACAAUAAUGAUGUUUGCUAGCAGAUAUCAGAUAUAUCUCAGAAAUAAGUGUUUCAAUUUUGUCGUUUCAUAUUUAUAUAUAGUUCCUAUUUAUAUCUUUGGCGGAUUUCAGGUUUAUUGUGCAUCAAAUGGACUGAAUUUUGGCAUUUCCGACGGAAUUCGGCUUAAAAGCAAGAUCAUCAAAUUUAGUGGAAAUCGGUUCAGAUAUAGAUAUAGCUCCCGUAUAAAUGUUUCUUAAAGUACCUCACAAAUCGGUUCAGAUAUAGUUAUAGCUCCCAUAUAAAUCUUUCUUUCGAUUUGGUGUUAAAGUCCCUCACAUGCGCAAUAUGAACUCCACAAUAACGAUAUUUGAUAUUGGUCAUCAGUUACUGCUCGAAAAUGCUCCUGCCAAAUUUCAUCGAGAUCGGUUCAGAUUUUUAUGUGGCUUCGAUAUGCAUCUUCACCCGAUUUUACGCUAAUAUGAGCCCAAAUUGAAUAGAUUUUUUCAUAUUUAACCGAAUUUUACCAGUUUGUGAAACUCUGUCCGGUAUAUCUAUUGCUCCAAUAAAUAUUUUACAUUAUAAUCCUUAUCCAAGUCAUAUCAUGCACUAUACAGCCAUGUUAUUUGGUUCAUAGUUGGUAUGAUCUACUUCACAUAAAUUCGCAAUAUAAACUAAAUACGAAUAGUGGUGUGGUAUCAUAUACUCGGCCCCGCCCGACUUUUCACCUUUCCUUACUGGUUUUGUUAUAAUGUAAAAAUCAACAAUAUGUUACGUUAAUAUGCGCUAAGGAUCCUUGUUUAAAUUCGUUUUCCAAAGUGAUAGAAGGUGUUAAAAAUUCGGAAUAUUUUUUUUUACUUGCUACAACAAAUUUAACACACUCCCUACUUUCAAGUAGCACUCCCAAUAAUGGGUUUAAGAUAUAAAUUACGACAAGUGAUUAAAUUAUUUUUGGAAACCCCUUCAAAUCAAUAUUUCAUCCGACACUCCCCAAUUACACAAUUUAUAUUUAGCCGAAAACAAAUCAAAAACUCACCAAUAAAAUCAAAAUGAGAAACCAAGGUUUUAAAUGGAACCCAGUUAACAAAAAUAUCAAUUAGUUUACAAAUUGUAAAAUUUCCCGUUAAACAUGACCAACAACAAAACAAACAAAA